UAACGUGUGAUCGGCACCAGGGAGGCUUCCGGCGUCCCGCCGCAAAGCGAGACGGGAAACUAUUUUAAACUGAGGCGGCGGCUGAGCGCUGGGUUGCAGCUCCUCAAAGGCGGGACUUCUGAGCUCGCUGGGCCUCUGAAGGGCUCAGGUGGAGAGGGGAGAGUUGGGACCCAUUGUCCCUUGCCCUUCCUCUCCUCCGGCAGAGGCCGACUCCGCAGAAGCGAGGGUCGCAGAGCUGGUGGCUGGGUCAGCGGAAAUGCCCCUCCUGGGGUGAAGUCUCGGGACAUCUGAGGAAGCGAGUUUGUGUCCCUGGGGAUUUUAGUCUCUACCUACUUUUGGAACCAGAAUUGAAGAAUGACUCUUGAAGCCGGAAUGGGUGACAGCGUCAUCACGGUAUUUUAUUGACCAUGGAUUCUUAUGAUACAUCAGAAUCGACUCCUAGGCACAGUGCAUCCUCAAGGCUUAAAGAUUACUUUAUAGGUGCCACCCCUUUGCAGAAACGAUUAGAAUCAGUCAGGAAGCUGACUUCAUUUAUCCCAACUCCACCUCGAAGGAAAAUUCCUCAGUGUUCACAAUUACAGGAAGAUAAUGAUCCUCAAAAAGUUGCAUUCCUUCUGCAUAAACAAUGGACUUUAUAUAGUCUAACUCCCCUAUAUAAAUUCUCCUAUACUAAUCUCAAAGAGUAUUCUAGACUUCUGAGUGCAUUUAUUGCUGCUGAAAAGCAAAAAGGGCUUGCUGUGGAAGUGGGAGAAGACUUCAACAUCAAAGUGACUUUCUCCACUCUCCUAGGAAUGAAAGGAACACAAAGAGACUCUGAAGCGUUUCUCGUUCAGAUUCUGUCAAAAUCUCAAUUGCCAUCUGAGAACAGAGAACAUAAAGUGUUGUGGACUGGUUGGUUCUGCUGUAUAUUUGGAGACAGUCUUCUAGAGACUGUUUCAGAAGAUUUCACCUGUGUACCCUUAUUCCUUGCAAAUGGAGCAGAGACAAAUACAGCCAUAGUAGGAACCUGGUUUCAGAAAACUUUUGAUUGUUAUUUCAGUCCCUUAGCAAUCAAUGCAUUUAAUCUUUCCUGGAUGGCUGCUAUGUGGACUGCAUGCAAAAUGGAACAGUAUAUGGCUGCUACCGAAUUUCUUUGGUCUGUACCCUGUAGCCCUCAAAGUCUGGACAUUUCUUAUGCCAUACAUCCAGAAGAUGCCAAAGCUUUGUGGGACAGUGUCCACAAAACACCUGGAGAAGUUACUCAGGAGGAAGUUGACUUAUUUAUGGACUGCCUUUAUUCACAUUUCCAUAGGCAUUUCAAAAUUCACUUAUCAGCCACAAGAUUGGUCCGUGUUUCCACAUCUGUAGCUUCAGCACAUACUGAUGGAAAAAUAAAGAUUCUGUGUCGUAAAUACCUUAUUGGAGUCUUGGCAUAUUUGACAGAACUGGCAAUUUUUCAAAUUGAUUGAAGUCUUGUGGGGAUGAUACAUGAUGGAUUAUAUACUUCUUUCUCACUGAUUAUUUGCCUAAUUGCUAUGCUGAGAGGGCCUGCAGGAGAAAUACGCAUCUGUCUCUGCAUCUGUUUUCCUCUCAGUGCCUUUGGAAUUGCCCAGAUGGAAUUCAAGAAGGAUCUAGAAGAACAAAGAAGGUGGUAGUAAAUGAAUCACAGCCAGGUGCUCGAUAAUAGUCAUGAUGAUCUGGGAUGCCAGAUUCUAGAAAAUGCUGAGUUGUUAUUUUCUUGGACCAUCUUUCUAAAAAAUAUGUAAUGUUUAUUACAUUAAAUUUUUAGGAUUCAAAUGAGGUAUCUCUAAUAUUAUUUCUGAUUUGGAUCUUUAAAACCUUCAGUUCCUUUUAAGCAUUUUAGAGUUGGGUCCAGAGGGAAUUUCUGUCUUCUAAAGACAUUUUCCUAGUAUCAUUUCACUGUAAAGAAUUGACAAUUAAAAUCUCCUCCAAAGGAAACUAGAGAUUAAUAUACACUUUUUAAGCCACUAAUAUGCUUCUGUUUUUAAUACUGUUCAAUUCUUAUUGCAAUGUUGAAUUAAAUACUCACUUUUAAAAUGAAGCAGUGUUUUUAUUAGUGUCUUGGUGACAGAUCUUUAAUUAAUGUCUCAGAAAUGAGAAAUCAUAGGCUUUUUCUCUAGCACAAAUGUUACAAGCCAACAAUUAUAUGGAAUCAAAGGCAACUGUGAGCUGCUUUUGAGGGCAGAAAUUAUUUAACUUUCAUGUCCCUAAUUUUGCUUUAGCACAGUGCUUAGUAAAUAUCUGCAGAUUAAGUGAAUGCAUUUUAACCAACUCUUCCAUUUUAUAGAUGCAAACUAUGAGAUCAAGCAACUUAGGAGACUUGCCCAAGAUGCUGUAUCUAAAUCUCUGAAUCUCUUCUUUUAAUUUAUUGAGCCCCAGAAGAUUUUGUUUUACUUUAUAAAUGAUGUUUUUAAAAAUUUGUUUGAAAGGAAAUAAUUUUAAUAGGCUGUCAUUCUAAAAACAAAGAUUGAUUUCUGGAAUGGGGUAUUAUUUCACAUAUACCAUGAAUAGCAGAGAUAGUGGAAAAAGCAUGGGCUUUGGAGUCAGACAGCCAUUCAUUUAACUAACAUUAAGCUCCUACAGUAUACUUGGAAUUGUAUUGGGCAACAGGGGUAUAGCAAUGAAGACAAAAAAGAUCCCUGUCAUGUGGAAAUUAUAUUCUAGUGGAGGAAGGUAAAAGAUAAUUUCAGUUGAGAUAAAUGUUAUAAAGAAAAUAAGGCAGUACAUUAUGGAAAGGGGUGACUUUUUAUACAGUUGUCAAAGAAGGUCUCUCUGAGGAAGUGACAUUUGAGCUGAGUCCUGAGUGGUGAGAGGGAACCAGCUAUGUGAAGGUGUGUGGAGGGGUUUGCUAGGCAAGUAAAAUGGCAAGAGCACAGGCCUUGAGAUAGCUAAGAACUUGGCUUAUUUGAGGAAUAAAGGAAGUUUGUGUGGCUGGAGCAUAGUGAAUAAGGGUGGAGUAGUAGUAGAUCAAAGUGAAGAGAUUGUGCAGCAGAGACUUAUUCCAUUGGUUAUGUCUCCCAAUUUUUGACUGGGCAUGUGGCUGUCCAGAAUAAAGAUGACCUUUUCUGGCCUUUCUCAGGUGUAAACUAUACCUAGGUAUAGUCAUAUGACUAAGUUCUGACUCACGGCCUAUAAAUGGAAGGAUCAUGUAGAGCUUCCAGGAAUCUUCCUUAAAAAACAGUGGGCAUGUACCCUUUGCCUUUUUCUUAUUCUUCUUCCAUCUUUUCUCUUUGGAACACAUAUAAUGACUGGAAUUCUAGCCAUUCUUUGUGGUCACGGGGAUGCAGGUCAGGUCAUAGGGCUGGUAGAGCAUGGUCUGAAAGGAGUUUGUGCCUCGAGGACUUCUUUUUUUUUUUUUUUUUUAAAGAUUUUAUUUAUUUGAGAUAGAAUGAGAGAGAGAGAGAGAGCACAUGAGAGGGGGGAGGGUCAGAGGGAGAAGCAGACUCCCUGCUGAGCAGGGAGCCCGAUGCAGGACUCGAUCCCGGGACUCCAGGAUCAUGACCUGAGCUGAAGGCAGUCGCUUAACCAACUGAGCCACCCAGGCGCCCUGCCUCGAGGACUUCUUAAAGCUAAACCCCACUGCCACCCUUGGGUGGUCUUCCUCUAGACUUACAUGUCAGAGAACUUUUUUUUUUUUAAGAGAGGGAGGGUUGGGGGGGCAGAGAGGGGGAGAGAGAGAGUCUUAAGCAGUCUCCACCUCCAGCGUGGAGCCCGACACGGGGCUCGAUCUCACAACCCUGAGAUUAUGACCUGAGCCGAAAUCAAGGGUCAGUGCUUAACCGACUGAGCCACCCAGGUGCCCCAGAAAAGUAAACUUUUAUCUUCUACAAGCUGUUGCUAUUUUGGGUCUCUUGCUCAUAGCCAAACCUAAUCCUGAUAGAAAGAGGCAGGAUCUACAUCAUCUAAGUUUUUGUAGAUACUGUGAAGAGAUUGGAUUUUAUUCUAAAUGCAAUGAGAAGCCGCUGACGUUUUAAGCAGGAGAGUAAUAUUACCGAAUCUAUGUUUUAUAAGAUAUGAGGGAGAAUGAGUUAUAGGUGGACAAGAGUGAAAGGAAAAACAGUUAAAAGAUUAUUGGAAAUGGUACAGUCUCUAUGGAGAAAUUAGCAAUAUCUAGCAAAAUUAUGUGGGAUUUAUCCUUUGACCAGCAAUCCCACUUCUAGCAUUCUAUCCCCAAAAUUCACUGGCAAAAUAUAAAUGAAGCGUGUACAAGGUUAUCUAUAGUGUUAGUAUAGCAAUAGUAUUUGUAAUAGCAAGACUGAAAAAAGUCCAAAUGCAUAUCAAAGGGGGAUUGUUUAUGGUGUAGCUGCACAGUGAAUUACUACUAUGUGACUAUAAAAAGGUUUGAAGAAGAUAUCUAAUACUGCCAUGGAGUGAUCUUGAUCUCUAAGAUGCGUUGUUGAAAGAGCAUCAUGUAGACAGUGUAUAUAUAGUAUGCUAUCUUUUACGGAAGGAAUGGGUGAAAUACGAGUUUGUGUGUGUAUUUCCUUUAUGUUUCCAAAAAACAAUGGAAGGAUAAACCAAAAACUAAUGAAAGUGGUUACUAAUUAGGGGGAAGGAAGGAACUGGGUAAAGGGGACAGGAAUGAAAGUUAAAACUUAUUUGAAUGUUCCUUGUUUAUAGUUUGGAACCAUGUAAGUGUUUUAUAUAAUUACAUAACAAAAUUGGAUCAAAAAGAAAAAGCAAUCCUUAAAAAUUGAAAAUAAACCUAACUAUAUUAAGUUCAUGCCAUAAUCACACAGAGUUAUUUUUAGUAUCUUUAAAUCCUCGUAUUUUGACUGUAUGUUGUCAGCUAUAUCUUAGGAAAAGAGCAGCAAAGGAAUUUAAGUUGUACUCAAGAUAACUGAGUACAACAUAUAAAAACUGAGUAUAAAACAUGUAAGAAUGUUAUGAAUCAAGAUAUGCAAUUAUAAAAUAAAGUAAGCUAAGUAGAAACUCUGUAAUGUUAAAUUUGAAUUGGAAAUACCAGGGUGAACUCAUUUAUUUUCAAAAUGUAAAAGUUUUUAAUUUUGAUGAAGUCUAGCUUAUCAGUUAUUUUAUUUCUUACGCCUUUGGUGUUGUGUCUAAGAAAUCUUACUGCUUAAUCUGAGGUCUCAAAGGGUUACUCCUUUGUUUUUUUAAGGAUCUUAUAAUUUUAGCUUUAAAUUGAGGUCUGUAAUCCAUCUUGAGAUUUUCUGUAUGGAGUGAGGUAAGCAUCCAAACUCAUCAUUUUGCAUAUUCAUUCAUUCAUGUCAUUCAUUUGUUCUAGUACCAUUUAUUAAAAAGGCUAUUUUCCCAUGUUGCCUCUGUCACCUUUCUUAAAAAUCAUUUGGCCGUAGAUGUUUAUUUCUGGACCCUGUUCUAUUUCAUUGAUGUGAGUACCACACUGUCUUGGUUACUGUAGCUUUGUAGUGCACUUUGAAAUCAGGAAGUGUGAGUCUUCCAGCUUUUCCUUCUUUUUUCUAAGAUUGUUUUGGUUAUUCUGGGUCUUUUGCAUUUCCAAAGAAUUUUAGGAUCAGCUG
Messenger RNA from Mirounga angustirostris (Northern elephant seal), 5498 nucleotides. RefSeq names its product centromere protein L (gene CENPL). Lineage: Eukaryota; Metazoa; Chordata; Mammalia; Carnivora; Phocidae. Bases 408 to 1448 code for a protein of 346 amino acids. The transcript has 6 exons. The record is from RefSeq and is a predicted model, not a curated record.